GGGGCGAUGAAAAUUCGGGAAGAGACGGACGCGACGGAGGGGCAGGGGAAAAGAAAUUGCUUUUACUGACGUGCUCUAAACGGCAUGGUGGUCGUUCGAAAAGAAGAGCACCGUCGUUUUUGUCGAGGCCCCCCUCCUAAUAGCCAGACCGAGCAUUGCUAGAUAGGACAGCCGCUUAAGUUCUCCUGGUACCAGGUUGCCGAAGGAGGUCACCCGGUCACCCAGAUGAGGUUCUUUGCCCGUUGUUACCUCCGCACCUCGGCCAAUGGCGUGGCACCUCAUCGUCGCCGUGGCGAAUCCUGUCGCCAGUUUUCGUGCCGACCGCCAGCCGAUCGCCGAUCCGAGACCCGCGCCCGGCUUUGUGUGCCCAGAUUUAAGCUGCUUCAUUCCUGGGCAGGAUCUCCAGGCCUUCUCGACGUGUGAAUCAUCUCUCUCGCUAGUUUCUCGUCUGGUGCCGCGAGUUUUCCACCGAUCGUCCGUCGCGAGAACCGUCGUCUCUCAGUCCGUUGCUCCCCUAGCCACGAGAGAAUCUUCGGAAACAAGGAUCAUCGUCGUCGUCGGUGAUGGCUGUCAGGUUCACGAUCCUGGUGCUGUUGACCACCGCGGUCGUCGUGGUGUCGUCCGCUGGACUGCUCGAGACGCUGCUCUCCUGGGACCUUCCGGAUGCUGUGGGCAGAUCGACCACGCCGCAGUCCCAGUGCCUCUGCCAAACCACCAACUGCCUAUGCUGCAUCGAUCUGAAUCUGACGGCGACCAUCGAUUUGGGUGGACCGGCGUGCAUCAACGUCAAGCAAAAGGAGCAGAACGUCUCGUUGAACCUCAGCUACGGCGACAAUCCCGUGCACAAUGCCACCAUUAAGAUCGUGGACGCGUCGAACAGGCCGACCUGCAUGAACCUUCUGUCGGACCUGGCGCAGAUAUGCGCGAAAUUUACGUCGAUGAGACAGUCGGAAGCCGGUUACGACGGUUGCCUGGUGAUCGAGCCGGCUCUGUUGGGCACACCGCAAGCCACUUACCACAUGGGAUGCUUCAAUUUCAAUCAGGUGGUGCGGCAGAUCGAAGCCUCUGCCGCCAUCGAGACGACAGAGGCCACCGAGACCACGGAGGACGAGGACGACUCGUUGAACACCGAGGAGUUCAUAGCGGCGGUGUCAGCCAGCGCGGAACAGGGGAUAGCUCUCUUCUCUCAAUGGCUCGGUUUGAAUCUGAAUCCGAAGCUAAAUCUGACCAACAGCAGGAACAGUCAAGACGCGAGCGGGCAACGUUCCACACCAUCGACCACGUCCAGGUCCGCUCGAGCACACUGGGACCAAGAAGAGAAGAACGACGAACGGUUCAAGCAACUGCUCAGUGCUCAAGACAACGUGUUGAAGGGGUCGGCGACGAUCGGCCAGUCGAACGGAGCCGAAACCACGUUCGUUUAUUCGAAACCCCCGGAAUUGUUCUCGUCGGAGAAGAGCUCGGACGAGAGAAUGACUCAGGACCCGAUGAAAAUUGUACCGCAAGAGCUGGCGGUGGUGCCGAAGGAGUCGAGGAGAGGCGGAAGAGCGUACAAUAUUCAUCAACACGUGAACGAGAUCUGAAGCCCGUUGCCUUCCGAAUUCGACUCGAUCGAUUCAGGAUGAUAAUUAAAACGUAGAGUUUAGGCUAUCUCACACGUAGAUCGUAUUCUCAUGACGAGUUAGGGGCAGAAUUUUAUUACCGUUGCCCUCCUUUCCCUUCGUACCUCGUUGCUUACUCCAUUUUUCUUUAAUUCUCGACUAACCAACGAACGACCACGCUUCGCCAUCGGGCUAUCGUUCGUUCAUUUCGAGGAGACUGGUCGACUCUCUCUCUCUCUCUCUUUCUCUCUGAUCAUCUCUGUCAGAAUGAUCUCUCGCAAUUGUGAUCGUUUUUUCUUCUCCCUCUCCGCGUAAAUUUCUUUCGCUCGAAGCAUCGCUAACGCUCGCGGUUCUUCGAGGAUGUACGACGAGUUUGGAUGAACGAAACGAACCACCAAUCAUAAUUGUUAACGGGGAAGAAGUGAAGUAAGAUAUAUAUAUAUAUAUAUAUAUAAAACAUACGUGGAUGUUUAUCACAGGAGAGUGUGCAGUUACGAUGGCUGCAAGCUCGAGCAUUAUGCGAACUAUUUAUUUAUUUUCUCGAUUCCGCAUAGUAAGUAGAAAAUACAGUAAUUAUCCUGCAAGUAGUUCGUGUCCAUGCAACAAUAUCGAGUUGUACUUACACAUAUUUAUCGUCAAACAGAUGUAUAUAUAUAUACAUAUACAUAUACGCCAUCGAGCGAUAAAAAUUUCUUAACGCGUUCAUCUCCCCAAUUAAAAAAAUAACCGCACUGCCCCUCUAAACACACGUCGUGUGCGUGGAUCGUCGAUUGAUCGUGGAAAGACCUUUGUAGAGCAUCGAACAGAAUGAGGUCGAACGAUUGAUAACCACCGUUCUUCUGCCGAAUAUAAUAUAAUAUAGGAUAUAUAUCGUGCACGAAUCAAGCGACGCAAACAUUGACAAUGUAACAGGGUAGAAAUUACGAACGAAUCAGAUCGUUGUAAUCGUUUUUGGAUAUGCAUAUGGUUAAUAAAGCCAAAAAGAAACGGUUCGA
Frieseomelitta varia is the source of this 2596-nucleotide messenger RNA. RefSeq lists its product as uncharacterized. The transcript has 4 exons. Bases 564 to 1583 code for a protein of 339 amino acids. The record is from RefSeq and is a predicted model, not a curated record. NCBI's taxonomy places the organism in Eukaryota, Metazoa, Arthropoda, Insecta, Hymenoptera, Apidae.